This is a messenger RNA of Xyrauchen texanus (razorback sucker), 6283 nucleotides long. RefSeq names its product sarcolemmal membrane-associated protein-like. NCBI's taxonomy places the organism in Eukaryota, Metazoa, Chordata, Actinopteri, Cypriniformes, Catostomidae. The record is from RefSeq and is a predicted model, not a curated record. Bases 1147 to 3681 code for a protein of 844 amino acids. Gene Ontology annotation, molecular function: protein binding. The transcript is spliced from 24 exons. Gene Ontology annotation, biological process: protein localization to plasma membrane; regulation of voltage-gated sodium channel activity; regulation of membrane depolarization during cardiac muscle cell action potential.
CCGCGGUGGUGUGUGGCCGGUGUGUGUGUGUGUGUCUUCAGGAGGCAGACUUAACAGUCAUUUAACCCCUCACACACACACCGUAGUUUACUCUCGUUUUCGAGAGCGGAUACCUCAAUGGAUUAACUCAGAACCGUGUCACGGACUUUAUUUGUUUUUUAGUUAGAUUUUUGGGCUAUUUUCGCGCCCCUCAGCGAGCUAAGCUAGUCAUCGAGCUCGCGAGCUAAGACUGAUUUGUUUAUAAAAGUUCCGUACGCCGCAAAUACCACACAACGACUAUUUUCCACGGACAAAUCCACUUGGAAUUAUUUAUAAAGUCACUCCCGGGUAGGACCGGUUGAAAGAAAGAAGAGACAACAUUACCUCACCGAAGCUAACGAGCUAAGGAGCUAAUGCUCGUGUCCGCGCAAGUGACGAUUAGCUCAUUUAAGCUUGCGUUUAACGUUAACUAUUGUGUUUCUUCGGUCUUUUACUUGUUUUGCAGUCAUGGUAAAUGCCUGAUCUGUGUUGGUGAGUGGUGGUGGUCUGUGCUUGCAUAGUUCAGCUGCAACCACUCACAUUAUUUAUCUUCAAUAGUUGGUUUAACGUUUGUAUUAGUGCGUUAUGUGGCUUAUCGAUCAGUCCGAAGAUACACAUUUGGUUAUUAUUCCAGAAUAACCGCAUCUCACAUGGACAGUGCUAUUUUGUAAGAGGGCAGGUGCACUGACCCAACAGGUCAUUAGUCUAAACAAGCCUCUGUAAGUGUAUUGCUGGUUUGUUUCCUGAUCAGGCCUAUGAUUGUAACGGGGAAUAAGGAUGAGUCGUGUAAGCAACGAGGUUUAACACGUGGAUUGUCAUCUCCAAAUACAGAUUUGUGUUUAAGUGGGCAGCUACAGUUGAGACAGUCUUGGGCUUGGCCUGGCAUCAUGGGGGGUCGUGCAACGGGGCUUUCGGUAAUCUACAUAGUCUCUAAUUAGUCUUUUUGACGUUAUGUAGUCGGUUUACAAUUUAAAUAUUUUUAUUAUAACUAUGUGUGUUCUCCGUCCCACGACCGACACCUGAUAUUUUAUUAAAAACAAUACUGAACUGGACCAACUGGUCAGUCUGGAUUAAGAGGCCCUGUCUUUUGUUUCUGAUUGGAGUAACAUUCCCCAGCCAUCAUCCUCAAUGCCUUCUGCGCUGGCCGUGUUCACCUGCCGCCCAAAUUCACACCCGUUUCAGGAACGUCAUGUCUACCUUGAUGAACCGGUCAAGAUCGGGCGCUCGGUGGCCCGGAGUCGCCCAGCCCAGAACAACGCUACCUUCGACUGCAAGGUGUUGUCGAGGAAUCAUGCUCUGGUGUGGUUCGACCACAAGACAGGACAGUUCUAUCUCCAGGACACCAAAAGCAGCAAUGGCACCUUCAUUAACAGCCAGCGUCUGAGCCGUGGGUCGGAGGAGAGCCCACCAUGUGAGGUGCUCUCUGGUGACAUCAUACAGUUUGGGGUGGACGUGACCGAGAACACCCGGAAAGUCACUCAUGGCUGUGUAGUGUCGACCAUCAAGCUCUUCCUACCAGAUGGCAUGGAAGCUCAGCGACGAUCAGAAGUUGUUCCAGCACCACUACCACUUGCUACUGAUAAGGUGUCUGCAAGUACACCCAGUAUGUAUUCUCAGGAGCUGUUUCAGCUUUCCCAGUACCUGCAGGAGGCCUUACACAGAGAGCAGAUGUUGGAGCAGAAGUUGGCCACUCUUCAGAGGUUGCUAGCCAGCACACAAGAAGUAUCAGAAAGCAGCUGGCAGGCUUUAAUCGAUGAGGACCGGUUACUCUCCAGAUUGGAGGUGAUGGGGAAUCAGUUGCAAGCAUAUUCAAAAAACCAAACAGAAGACAGUAUCCGCAAGGAGCUUGUAGCCUUAACAGAGGAUAAACACAAUUAUGAGACGACAGCCAAAGAGUCCCUGAGGCGGGUCCUUCAGGAGAAGAUCGAGGUGGUCAGGAAGCUGUCCGAGGUGGAGAGGAGUUUGAGUAACACAGAGGACGAGUGCACGCACCUGAGAGAGAUGAAUGAACGCACACAAGAGGAGCUCCAAGAACUCGCCAACAAAUACAAUGGAGCCGUUAAUGAAAUCAAGGACCUUACAGAAAAGAUUAAGAUGGCGGAGGGCAAACACGAUGAGCUCACUCAGAAAGGACUGAAUGAGAAGAAAGAACUGCAGUUGAGGAUUGAAGAGAUGGAAGAAAAGGAGCAAUCGCUUCAGGCCCGAAUCGAAGCCCUGCAGGCAGACAACGACUUCUCGAACGAGAGGCUAACGGCCCUGCAAGUCCGUUUAGAACAGCUGCAGGAGAAAAGCAUAAAGGAAAAUAACAGUUUAGACCACUUUCUUUUAAAGAGUGGAGGAGGCUGCACUUUAAUCCAACAGUACAUUAAGUGUCAAUCGGUGAGACAGUUAAAGGAGGCUGUGGACUCUUCUAUUAACAAACUGUCCAACUUUGAUGAGGUCAUUGAUGCACAUCUUCAGAAUAAUGAGACAACUGUGGACAACAGCCUGGCCAGUCCAGACAGACUUAAAGAAAACCAAAUAGAUUCUAAAGAGUGUGACAUGUCAGAUACUCUGAGCCCCAGCAAGGACAAAAGCAGCGACGACACCUCAGAUGGACAGAUGGAUGAGCAAGAACUGAAUGAGACUCAGAACAGGGGUUCUCUUUUGAAAGAGAUGGACAGGAACCUAGAUUCCGAAGACACUGAGCAGGUCAUUCCACACCUCCACAGAGAGCUGCAGGAGGCACAGGAGCUCGCCAACACCGGCAAACAGAGAUGCCUCGAGCUUCAAGCUCUGCUGGAGGAAGAGAGGAGAACUAACAGACAGCAGACGGAAGAAUCUGCUAAACAGAUCCGCUUCUUACAGACUCAACUUUCAAAGCUCCAGUCUGACAUGGAAGCUCUGCGUGAACAGAGGGAGAACACCAUUACCAGCACCAGAGAGGAGCUCUACAGCGCUCAGGAGGAGAUCCUGGUGUUACGUCACGCCAUGGAGGCUGCCACUGCCGAGCGGGAGUGUGAGAUGGCUGCCUUGCAGGGAGACCUGAGCAUCGUCACUGCCGAACUAGACAAAUGGAGACAGAAGGCCGCCAAGUAUGAAGUGGAAAUCAGCAAUCUACAGGCCAGCUUUCAGAUGCAGAGCCAGCAGCAAGAGAGUGCCAGUCAACUACAAGGUGCGCUGGAGAAGCUUCAGACCGAGUGCUGUGGUCUUCAGCAUGAUUGUGAUAGUUUGCGUACUGAGAAAGCCACACUGUUAAAGAAACUGCACAGACUGCAGGAAGAGCUCAACAGCUCCAGAGAACAGAGUGCGACACUCAGCUGCAGUUUAAAUGCUCUGGAGAAAUCACAGGGUGACCUGGAGAACAAACUGGGCUCUAUACAGGAUCAGCACCAACAAAACGCCAGCAAACUGAAGAUACAACUGGCCCAAGCAGAGGACCGCACCAGAGAUCUGCAGAAGGAGUAUGACGACACUCAGAAUCUGCUGUCAGAUCUUAGGCAGCGGUAUGAACAGACCGAACAGGAGAAACGCUCCAUCAACGAUGAGCUGGAGCAGUGCAAGGUCAAUCUGAAGCUCCUGCAAGAGAAAGGAAGCAAUCCACCCAUAUUGCAGCCUGUCCAAGCCAUAUUCAUCGGUCUAUUCCUGGCUUUGCUGUAUUGGUGCUUCGGCCAGUUGUGGUAGAAAGAGCGGAUGGAUGCCCUGGAUGCCGGUGGUCGCCGCCGUGAUUGCCGUGGCAGCAGUGGUGCUUUAUCCUAACCUAUCCAAGAGCUCGUCCUGAGAGCGUGAACCAAUCGCAACACUUUGUGUAUGUCCAGCCCCAGUCAUGUUUAGUCCUGGGACGAGGUCUAAAACUGAACAUAAUACCUCCUGAUUUACAGCCCAUUGGGUCUCAGCAAUGUCUGUGUAAAUGCAAAUGUAUAUAAUAUAGAAAGACAGAGGGGAUAAAGUUCGUAUCGUAUAUUAUAGAAUAAAUACUCUAUCUGCAUUUUUGACAUUCGAAUGGGAAUUUCAGAUUAUUAAAAUGGCCUAACCUAGGCCUAACUUUUUUGUUUUCUGGGAUGGGGUACCAUGUUUUCUGUUAGAAAGUUUUUUUUUGUUGUUGUUGUUGACUAUACUUGUUGUUUGCCAUGUUAGUUGUUAAUGUGGUAUUCCAAAUAGCCAAAUGAGAAUCUGAACUCUGUGGCACAACUCGAGGGGUGAAGUGCCUAAUUUUAAAUAGUUCACAUUGAAGUGCCACUCAUGCAGCAUCUCAUUAAUUUGAUUUUAAACCGAAAAUGUCAAAAUUUCCCUAUGGUUUGUGCUGUAAUUGUGUUCGAACUGACAUGCUUCUAGCACAGUGAUGUGGUUGUCCUCUAUGGCUGUUCUCUCUUGUAUCAUGUAUUCUAAGCAAAUGUUAAAGACACUACAAAUAUCGGAGUGAUUUUGAAAUUCGACUUUCUUCACAUGUACGAUUGUGGUCAGUGUUGAACGGACUGGAACAAUGACUUAAAAACAAAUGUUGUAGCUUUUUACCAACACUGAAGACGGGGCACUUUCAUUUCACGGCUAUGGCACGUCGUUUGAGGAAUAAAAUGGUCUUCUGCAGUUCCUCUUGAUGAACGCUCUGGGAUUUUGCGGCCUUAAAUGUUUUCUCUUCUCGCUGAAUGAAAUUGAUUGCAAAGGCUUUGAUGCAGAAGUAGAAUAUAUAUAUAUAUAUAUAGUGUGAAGCGGAGGUGGGCGGGGCCGGGCUACAAUGUCGCACGCCCGGUCCCCAAUCGGCCUGAUGGGGCGCAUGAGGGAUAAAGGCGGCCGGUGACGACGGUUCGAGAGAGAGAGAAUUACGGACAUGUCCGUCGUGUGUGUUUUGGUUUAAGUUUUCAUUAAAUGAUUAUUUAUAUUGACAAGCCGGUUCUCGCCUCCUCCUUGCCCAUCCUAACCCCCUUACAUUGGUGCAGAAACCCGGCGUCAGUGUAAAGGAUUCAAUGGGAAGGAGGAGGCGAGAACCGGCUUGAGGAUAUAAAUAAUAUUUUAAUGAGAAACUUAAAAGACAACAUAAACCCACAUGACGGAUAUAUCCGUAAACGAUCUCUCUCUCCCGCACGAUCCUCUGCAGUCGACCUUUAUCCCUCACGUAGGCUUGAUUAGUGUGUAGUAUCACGACCCGCCUCCACCCUGCCACAUAUAUAUUUAAAAAAAAUAAUUGGUGGAAGUGUCAAAUCCACACUUAUAAAGCACAGAAAUGGGUGGGAAUGAAUUAUGUUGGUGGUGAAAGGGGAAUGAGUUUAAAUGUGAAUGUGUGGGUUGCUUAAGACAAAUUAACCAAUGAUGUGUUUGCUGUGUGCUGUAAAUAAAGUCAUUGAGCAAAACCGCAGUUCAUCUGAUUCAACCAUGUCUUGAACUUUUGUUUUUGCAUUUAUUUAUUUAUUAUUAUUUUUUUUUCAUCUUUUACUGGAAAGACAAAAUUCCAGACCAAAAUCCAGAAUGGAUUUCACCACAAAUGCAAAAAAGCGAAGUUUGUAGCAUAGAAAGAAGAGAGAAAAAAAUGAUCUUUUGCAUUGACAAUAUUACACCACAUUGUUCAUAAACUUUAAAAUGGCAUGAUGGACUUGAUUUCGGGGACUUUUAUUUUGUAAACCUAACAAAGGUUUGAAACAUCUUUCUUUACAGGACAUAAGGCACGUUUAGACAAAUGCUCAUGGGCUGUUUGUAAAUAUGUAUGUAUGAAUGUUUGUGUGUAAAUAUGUUAGUCACAAAAUAAAAAUUGGAUAUUGUUCACAUCUAAUUUGCUUUACAAGAUUUGAUAUUGUUGUCCCAUUUAUUAUAUCUUUUAAAAAAUCAAGAUUGCUCUGAUAUAUGCAUUUUAACAACUACUAAGAAUGUACUUUUGUUUAGUCUUUAAUUUAUUCGUUUUGUUUUUUAUUCAACAGAAUGCGUACACAAGUUUCAUGUAACUUUAGUAAGUAACUGCAUAUAUAUGUGCUUGAUUGGUGCAAGCUUUACAUUUUUAUUCUUUUCGUCAGAUCAUAGAUUAUGGAAUAGUUUCUGACAACUCUUCAGUUCAAAGAUGAAGAAACUUUUUUAACCAGUCACCCUUUCCAACCAAGUCAGUACUGCUCACUGCCUGUGAUGUUUUAUUUUUUAAAUCUUGUUUUUGAGAAGAAGAGCUCAUAAUUACUCCUCUUUUUGUUUUGGACAUGAGAGAGUUAAAUGUCCGAAUUCUAUUUUGUAAAGCCAUAGAACGUUAUAAGGGAAUAUGUGCACUAACAUGUGUGAUGUGCAUGACUUCAAUAAAACAAAUUUACUU